GUUGCACACGUGAGACAGUCGUCGCAGCAGCAGUGUCAAAUCCGCGUCACUGGCUCGCGAGGGAUCGCGUCUUCGCUCGGUAAAAAUCGCGUUGCGGCGCGAGGCUACGAAGGUUGCGAGUAUUACUACGCCGCACAUUGUGCGCGAAGGAAACGAACGCGAGGAGUAGAGGGAGAGAGAGAGAGAGAAAGAGUGCGAGAGUGAGUAAGGUGACAAUUGGCGAGGCGGAUUCGUAGAGAGUGAAAGAGAAGGAGAGAAGGGAAGAGGACGGGCUGCCAGCAGGAAGUGGGCGGCAAGGAGGGGGAACGUCGAAGGCAGUUGAGUCGGUGGUGGUUACAUGUGGAUAUCCGCCGGUCGCGACGAGAACUUUCGUGUCGCAAGGGAGCAGGCGUAAAAUCUCCUCGCGUCGAAUCGCUGAGGACGGGACCCAUUAAUCGAAUCGCGCCGUAAAUCGAGUAAUAUUCUGCCGUAACCAUGCAGAUGGAUCCGACGACGUUGCAGCUGAUCCAGGUCCUUGAAAGGACCGUCUCAUCGGAUAAGAAUGAACUGGUGGCGGCGCAGAACUUCCUCCAACAGGCAGCCGAGGCUAAUCUCCAUGAAUUCGUGCAACGACUCAGCGCCGUGCUGGUCACAGUCGGUGCGAGCCCCGUCGCCCGCAUGGCAGCGGGUCUGCAGCUCAAAAACCAACUUACCUCCAAAGAUCCUGACAUGAAGUUCCAGUACCAGCAACGCUGGCUUACUAUUCCCGCUGAAACUAGGGAAUACAUCAAGAAAAAUAUUUUGGGAGCGUUGGGAACGGAAACCAAUAGGCCAAGUUCCGCGGCGCAAUGCGUCGCUUAUGUCGCUGUUGCCGAGUUGCCUGUGGGGCAAUGGAGCGAAUUAAUUCCAUUGUUAGUCAAUAAUGUUGUCAACCCGUCCAGUACCGAAAUGAUGAAGGAGGCUACGCUAGAGACUAUUGGGUAUAUCUGCCAGGAAAUUGAGAGCGAAGUACUGGUGUCGCAAUCAAACGAGAUUCUCACCGCUAUCAUUCACGGUAUGAAGGGUUCCAGCACGUCGAAUCACGUUCGACUGGCGGCUACGAGUGCUCUGUACAAUUCUCUGGAAUUCACCAAAGGAAAUUUCGAGAAGGAGACGGAACGAAACUUCAUAAUGGAAGUCGUGUGCGAGGCUACUCAAUCCAGCAACACUCAGAUCAAAGUAGCUGCGUUGCAGUGUCUUGUGAAAAUUAUGUCGCUGUAUUACCAAUACAUGGAACCGUACAUGGCGCCAGCACUGUUUCCUAUAACCUUGGAGGCUAUGAAGUCUGAGACUGACGAAGUAGCGUUGCAGGGAAUUGAAUUUUGGUCGAACGUCUCGGACGAGGAAGUUGACUUAUCAAUGGAGGAGGGAGAGGCGACAGAGGAAGGUCGGCCGCCACUGAAAGUUUCUCGACAUUACGCCAAGGGAGCAUUACAAUAUCUGGUACCGGUAUUGAUGAAAAAACUAACCAAGCAAGAGGAAUUUGACGACGAGGAUGAUUGGAAUCCAUCAAAGGCCGCUGGAGUUUGCUUGAUGCUUCUGUCUAGUAGUUGCGAGGAGGCUAUUGUGCCGUUCGUUCUUCCGUUUGUUAAGGAUAAUAUCAAGAGUCCCGAUUGGAGGUAUAGGGACGCCGCUCUGAUGGCGUUUGGAUCUAUUCUCGGUGGUCUAGAGCCCGCUACGUUGAAACCGCUAGUCGAACAGGCCAUGCCAACUCUCAUCGAACUGAUGUACGACAGCAGCGUGGUCGUUCGCGACACGGCGGCGUGGACGUUCGGCCGCAUAUGCGAGAUGAUACCGGACGCGGCGAUUAACGAGACCUACCUGAAACCGCUGCUGGAAUCCUUGGUGAACGGACUGAAGGCGGAGCCACGGGUCGCCGCUAACGUUUGUUGGGCGUUCACCAGUUUGGCGGAGGCGAGUUACGAGUCGGCCGAGGCUGAAGAUGGCAAUCAGCCGGAGACGUAUUGCAUGUCGCAGUACUUUGAUUUUAUCAUUCAACGACUCUUGGAGACCACAGACCGACCAGAUGGGGCGCAGGCGAAUCUACGAUCCGCUGCCUACGAGGCACUCAUGAAAAUGGUGAAGAACUCACCGCGCGACUGUUACACGACUGUGCAAAAAACGACAAUGGUGAUACUCGAUAGGUUGCAGCAGGUGUUGCAGAUGGAGUCGCACAUACAGAGCUACUCGGAUCGCGCGCAGUACAACGACCUUCAGUCGCUGCUCUGUGCGACCUUGCAAUCGGUGUUGGGCAAAGUUACCGUGGAGGAUGCUCCCCAAAUAUCCGACGUGAUUAUGACCGCUUUACUGGCGAUGUUCAGCUCGAAUUCCUGUAAAUCGGGCGGCGUGCAGGAGGACGCGCUCAUCGCGGUCUCGACCCUCGUCGAGGUGUUGGGCGAGGGCUUCCUCAAGUACAUGGAGGCGUUCAAGCCCUACCUAUGUCUCGGCUUGAAAAAUCAUGCCGAGUAUCAAGUAUGUUGUGCGGCGGUUGGUCUCACCGGUGACAUUUGCCGUGCGCUCAAGAGCAAGAUGUUGCCCUACUGCGACGAGAUCAUGACGUUGCUGCUCGAGAACCUCAGUAACAACGCGGUCCAUCGCUCGGUCAAGCCUCAGAUCUUCUCAGCUUUUGGAGACAUCGCUCUGAGUAUCGGGCCCGAGUUCAAGAAAUACCUGGAGGUCGUGCUGCAGACUCUGGUACAGGCUUCCCAAGCUAAUGUCGACCGGAGCGACUAUGACAUGAUUGAUUACUUGAACGAGCUGCGCGAAGGCGUGCUCGAGGCUUACACCGGCAUAGUGCAGGGUCUUCGCGGUGACGGGAAUAAUUGUUCGGAUUCCGCCAUCUCACUGAUCGAGCCGCACGUGCCAUUUAUCAUACAAUUUAUCACUUCAAUUGCGCAAGAUCGCGAGCACUCCGAAGGUAAUGUGUCCGCAGCGGUUGGUUUGUUGGGUGAUCUCGUUACAGUAUUUGGAGUCAAACUGUUGCCCAUGGUGGAAACAGAGCCACUCAACGAGCUGUUGACCAAGGGCAGGAAGUCGCGCACUCAUAAAACUAAACAGCUGGCGAGCUGGGCUGCAAAGGAGAUUCGAAAGCUCAAGACUGCCACCAAUGCUACGUCCAGUUGAUCACCCCACGGUUGUACUGUCGUGCAAUUUGAUUUGACUAGAAAGCUAUCAAACACGAUACAAAGACAACAAGAUUGGAUGGUGCGGAUGCGAGUUGAUGGAUGUGCGUGAGUUCCGAAGCGAUGACGAGAUGGAGUGAUGAGUCUGCACGUGUCCCUAUCUGGCGACGGUAUUUUAUCGAUACAAUAUCGGCGUCAAAAAAACGCAACCCAUCUAAUUUGAAAGACAGGGAUUUUAGCGAGAAAGCGAGAGCGAAAGAAAGCGAGAAUGAGAGAGAUUGAGAGAGAGAGAGAGAGAGAAAGAGUGCGCGCGAAACAAAGAGAGACUAAAGAAAUAUGUGUUUUUCUGCCGGAUGCUGACAACGGAUGAUGAGGAAUGCAAGUGGAUGUUGCCGAUGAAUGAACCAAGACUAAGCGAGAGAUUUGCUGAGACGAUUUCAAUUGCCUGUAUGCCUGUUGGUAAAAAUGAGUCUGCAGCUUUUAUCCGUAUGAUUGAGAGACUAAACCCCGAGGAGAGAAAGGACUACUUCGAUGGAUGAUAAUCGUGAAAGAAAACUGAACGCAAGAAGAUGUGAGAGAUAGUGAGAUGUCAAGAGCACGACACAGAUAUCAAGAGAGGUUGAGAGGAAGAGAGGAACACGUGUACGAGUGAGAGGAACGAGAGACUCAGGGAAAAUUUCAGAUGAAUAGAAUAAACUGGCUGUAUGAUAUGACGCAAAAGGGAGAGAAAGAGCGAAACUACUAUUAAACAUGCGUGCGUGCGUGCGUACGUGCGUGCGUGUGUGUGUGUGCACAUAUGUAUGCGUAUACUUGUAAGAGAGAGAAAAGAGUACAAGAGAUUUUUAUGGUAAUUUGUCGUCAACUCGUUGCAAAGCUCUCGCGAGCUUCUCAACGAUGUACAUCAAAUUUCAAAUUGCGGUUUAUAGCCAGUGCUUAGAAUCGUUAAUUUUACGUAUGUAUGAAAGAUAAGGUUUUUUCUUAUGCAGUAAAGUGAGCCGUGAGUGAACAAGCGAGGGAAAACAAGAGAAGGAAAGAGUGAGAGAGAGAGAGAGAGAGAGUGAGAGUGCAGAAAGUCAGGGAGAUUACAGAAUUCAACUGUGUGACCCCUAUGGUCCGAUUGUGCUGCGCAAAAAUUUGCGUGACCUGUAGUAGUAUGAAAUCAUCUUGUGUAUGUUACUUUUUCCCCGUACGUGAACGCCUGUUUGCUGUUGAUUUAUUAAAGCUAAUAUUUUGCUGGCAUAAGUGAUUUAGUUGUAUCGAAAGUACCGAAGUCCUCGUCCGGCCUGAACGUCCGUUGGAGCAAAUGAUACCGAGUGCUCAAGAAACCCCUUCACAUAUUCCCCAGCCUCCCCUAGCCCUUAAUACUCCGUGUGCAUUUUAGUAGUUGGUCUAGCAUUUUGCGCGAUCACGGUAUUCACGAGUGAAGCAGACGAGGAGCUUUUCGCACUGCCAUUGGAACAAUGCUGCACGGCUUGUCCAGACAUUUUCUAAACACUCUUCCUUCCCUUUGUAAGACGUCUGGGUCACUCGUCGGAGGUCCGUUCUGAGAUCGACGAGAUCGUCUUUCGUCGCGCAUUGCCGUGCAGGGACGCCUCUUCGUUUGUGCUCUUGCGCGACGGGGAAGUUUCUUCGCGGGACUUUGAGGAAGUACCGUGAUCGCGGAUUCAAACGGACCGAGUUGAACGGGCAAUGGACGUUGCUUGAUGUCGUAGGCUGAGUAGAAAUUAUACUAGGCCUUUCUGUUUCUGGAUGAACAUGGAUUCCCCGUUUACGGUGAAAUUGACCACUUUGAUUCGCGAGGCCGUGAAGUGCUCCUCCAUGUUCGACCGGUAUGUCUUAAAUACUCCGUAUCUCUACCUCCGCUUACACCGCGUUCUCAGUGACAUGAUUCUCGGCCGUGCCGAUCGCGAAUUAUCAUCAUAUCGUUCUCUCGCCGCGCGGUCUCUUGUGAAUCUUUCCUACGUGAGCCACGUUUCAAAUUUCUAGCUAUAAUAACGCAAUACGAAAUUACGUCACGUCGUCGUCGAGAAAUAUGUCUGUGGUAGUGCCAUGCAUUCCAAAUACCUUUGCCAGGCGAAUGUUGCCGGUUCUUUCGCAUAUUUUGUAGAUUUAGUUCGUAUAUCUUAUUGAGAAUUGUGAGAAUAUAUUGAGAAAUGAUACAAGGAGAGAGGGGACGAUAAUGUAUAGUAGCGUAAGUCUCAAAUUUUUCAAAUUUAUAACGCGGGGCAAGCGUGUUUUGACAAACGUUGGCACGGAGAUGCAUAAUUCUCGAAAACCUUACUGGUGUGGUUUGUUUGAUAACCGGGAGCGAUAAAUGCGUCGAAUUAUCACGUCGAUUGAUUUAUCUCUGCGUCCCCACAAGCCAGACUUCGUGUAGUUUUAUACUUGCACGUCGGCGAGACCGAUACAUGUUCAAAGCGCGCUCGUGCUUUUAUUUAUAUAUUCAUAAAUUACUUUGCACAUAGUGUGAUGACAUUUAUUAUAUUGUCUUGCAUAAGUGUUGCCACGAUAUUAUGUAGCUCAAGUUUUUAUGAGAAAUAUUUUAGACAUUUAACAUGUUCACAAUUGCAGCAAAAUGAGUUUUUGUUUCUAUUAUCUGUCUAAAGGUGUACGCGUCAUUUUUUUAUUUAUGUAAUUACAUCUGUUAAGUACGGUAACAAUCUGAUGAUAGCGAUAAUAAUGUACUGUCUUUGAAUAGAUAGUUGUAACAAGUAUUGCCAAACUGUAUAUAAGGAAAGAAGAUACAAUGAUUAAUUUGAAUCAAGAUAAUAUUAAAGCUUAAUAAUGAAGAUAAUAUAUUAAAAUCACUUUCCUAAGAGAGAUGAAUUAUUUUUUUAAGAUUUUCAUAAAUUGCAGAGUAAACCUUCUUGCAAAGAUACAGGAGAAUGUUUCAAAUUUGUGGCAAUAUUUAUUCGAGGAGUUGUGUAUGUAUUUUAAGACGAUUGCGCUAUAGCCAAUGGUUUCAAAAAAUUCAUUAAACAUAUCUGUAAUGUAUUUUUUUUUUAAUAAUAAACUACACAAUAAUAAAUCGAAGAUACCAAAUAUAUUAACUGAUGUAGGUGCACAAAUCUGCGCGCAAUCGUUAAAUAUUUUAUGUACAAUCAAUAUUAAUUAAUUUUAUUCUCAUCUUUUUUAUGUUUAUCAAGAGAAUCGAUUAUUCUGUUGUCAAAACGCGAUGCCCUGAAUGCGGAAAUUGGCCAGGAUUUGUUUCGAUAACUCAUUAUUUCAGCAUGGUUAUUACUGACGACGAUUAGUAGCAAUCACGAUCCAUAGCGAGUCUUGCUAUUACAAUGGACUGAGUAAAGAGACAUGAGAAUCCUUUUUUUUAUACAUUCCAUGUAACAGAGAUUGUGUGGAAAGAGAGGAAGAGGGGGAGAGAAAGAGAGAGAGUGAAAGAGUUGACGACGGAGAGGACAGCGGUGCGUGUCUUUCCGCAUCUCGUAAAGAACUCGAUCGCUCGCCUUUUCUUCUGAUUCGCAACUGAGAGUUUGUGAGUGCGAAUUUGCAAUUUCUAUGUAUGAUGGUUAUCGGAAUUCGCAGUCUUAAUUUUGAUGUUUAAAGUCGAUUACUCUUUUAAAAUUAAUUUGAUACGACCCAAGGAUCAGCUGUUAUCUUAGUAUUGAUUAAAUUGUAUUCAUCUACACAGGUUUAUUGUUUUAUUAUAUAUUGUUAUAUUAUUUAAUGUUUUAUUACAUUGAACUAACUUGAUGAAGAGUUAAGUUUGAACGAAAAAGAUCAAGCAGAAGAAAAGUGAACGCUCUUGAAAAAUCUAAAUGAUUUAUAUCUUUUUGUAUAUGUGAUUUUUAUAUAUGUGUAAUGGUACGCGUUAUAACAGGAAUUAAACAAAUGAGAUUAGGCGAUGUGUUUUGCAAGUAAUGGGAUCAUUUUAUUAGAUAUGAGUUUUCUUUACUAGAUUACAUUUAAACAUUUCAUAUUCUGAAAUUUCGUAAUCUAAAAACUAUCGAUGUUGCUUUUCUGAUUUAUCGCACGCUCAAAAUACUAGUCAUAUAAUUAUAGUUUUUUUUUACAUUUCAAUUGUAAAUUUUAGCAUGUUUAUUAAUAAUAACAGCAAUCAGUAUUCUUGGAUCGAAAACGCAUUUCCAAAAAAAUCAUCUUGAUAUCGAUUUAUAAUAAAAUCGCUGCGAAUUGCGUCGCCGGAUCUGUUAAUGAUGGGGAAAAAGAUAGAAAGAGAAACUCAAGUGAAAUGCGAGAGUGAUGCGAAAUUGCUAGUGGAUGAGUGAACCUAAGAUUUGCAUUGCAAGAGAGAAAGAAAGCAGAGAGAGAGAGAGAGAGAGAGAAAAUGGGAGUUCGCGAAAGACGAAGUGAGGAGAUAUAGAAGAGACAAAAGAUACGAAAAUGCAAAAGAAAAAAAGAGAAAAAGAAAUAAUAGAUAUAUAUGCGACUGUGAUCUUUGAAGAGAGACUCUCGUAUGUGAGGGGUCGACAUUCUGUCCCGAAAAGAGCAUGAUACUCGCGAGCAUGUGGCCGUUUCAUAUCGGUUGCAGAGACAAGACUCUGGCGAACGAUCCUGAUCCAGCAUAUCUUACGAUCGAAGCCCACCUAUUUCCUUCUACCUCGAACAACUUGAUCGAGCCUGUAACGCACACGUCGUCGCCAGAGGAGAACACAUUCGCGAGUAUUGUGCUCCAUCAGGCUGGCUUCGUAAUGGAUGCCCGACGUCGAACGAGGAAUAAAUCUGAUCCUCUAGAUUAGACGUCUCUUUACUACCUCCUAUCUCGUAGAUCAGGAGACUUCGAAGUCCUUUUAGCAGAGCUUCGGGAGAUCCACACCGAAACGAGACGAAUCCUAUGUAUAUUCCAAAAAUUCUCGCAUGCCAAAGAUUUUUUAAAUAUAACGAAGGGAGGAUUAACGCAAGACGUGUUAAUCCAACGCGAAAAAUUAUUGGACUCUGAUCGUUGUCCUGUGGGUCAUCACUGUAGGUAGUAAAUCUUCAGGGAGGUUUUCCUCGUGUGGGAUUUACGCAACGUUUUGUCCCUUAGGACAGAAUUUCCCACGGUGAUGACAUCUUCGUGGCGAUCUCGAGGAAGCGAUACGAGACGUCCCUGCGAUGGAAGGUUUCUGGUGUGUGAUGACGGAGACUUUCCUGAUAGGCACGCGAAGCCAGCCUGGAAGGGAAUUCAUAAUAGCACGACAAAGCGAUUGGUCUUGUCGACUAAUUAGUUGUUUAGCCUUUUCAUCGUCGAGACUCCUAGAGUGCGUGCGAUGCUUACUAGAGCGAACGUACGUGAUGAGCGUAUUUUACGUAUAUUUAAACAAUCGUGUGCAUUACGCUGUAUCAGUGAUGAUGUGCGCUGUGAAGUAAGGAGCGAAGUUUACUAGGGAUGCGUUGAUGAUAAAGAUGACUGAAGGAGUGGAUCGGGGAGCGAAGAUGUUGAUGCUGAUGCUGAUGAUGUUGAUGUUGAUGAUGUUGAUGAUAAUGCUGAUGCUGAGGAUGAUGAUGAGGAUGUUGAUAAUGAUGUGGUUGGCUCGUGAUUCGUCGUGAAUCGCGGCGUCACGUUCGAGAACGGGAGAACGGAUCGUCGUCGUAUGGAGAAACGAAGGCAAAGCAAACGUGUAAAAGUAAAUAUAAAUUUUGUAUCGCGGGGCGGGCCGGAUCGCGCCGCCCGUUGGUUUGCGGGAUCCUUGGAAACUUUCCUAGAGAAAUGAGAUCUCUAUAACGUUGAUAAUCUAAUCUAAUCUCCAUUUACUCUGAUGCAAAUGUAUUUUUGGAGCCAAAUGUUUCUAAUCGAGUUUCUAGGAAAUGCCAGAGACGAGAGGGACUAAUAGCACAUAUUUCUUAUCUUCCUCUCUCUUUGCGGUUGCCUUUGCAGUUAAAGUUAUCGGGCAAUUUUUACUUUAGAAUGUACAUAUACAUGUAUAUUUUGAUGAUAUUUUUUAGACAUUAUAGAUGAGCGCAAAGCAGAAUUACCUUGCACUAAUAGUAAUUGCCAGCACAUUCCUAGUCUUCGAAGUUUCCACGUGAUCUUGCGGGCUUCCUGGCGUCCUCGCGGCACGCUGCCUGCCUGCGGUGUCCUUGUACGUACGAGACAAUAUUUUCGAUAAUAUUUUUUAACGAUCGAGUCGCGAAACACGAGCCCAACGCGUAGAUCUGUUGUUCGAUUGCGCUUGAUUGCGCGAUGGUGGCGAUUGACGGUAGUGUAUUGCAAGAGUGGAGAAGCGAGUUCUUCCUUGUUUUUUUUUUUAAUCCUGGCGAUAUUGUCGAAGGGGAGAGAAUUCUACUUUAAAAGAAAAUGUUUUUAAUCACAAAACUGCAGUUGAACUGGUGUGUCUUUUUAUUCUGCUCGGCGUCAAUUUCCGCAGAGAAUCAUCGAUGUUGCAAUCUGUCAAUUAAGAAUCGCGUGUUCCAUAGUAAUUAACCGUAACAUAUUAAUAUAUUAAAUAAUAGUUUCAAUAGCAGCCGUAAGGGAAAGAUCCCUCUGUUAAAAGAUAAAUAAAAUUCGGUAGAUCUCUCGGUAGAUCUCUCCUUCAACAUCGCCGCGAUACAGGAAUCGUCUUAAAGUGUCCUCGCUUGAGACUUCUUGUGAUCCAUCGGCGGUAAUGACGUCCCGACGUUUUUUUUCGGGGUGCGACGCCGAGAGCGAAGCGAUGCCACCGUCGCGACGAGAUGGGCGAACUAAUUAAAAGAAAAAAAGAAACAAAAAAAACAAAAAAAAAGGCUGCAUGCGUGGAUGACGUCUGGUGCGCUGUGUGAGAGAAUGCCGAGUGCUGCUGCCGAUCGAGAAUCGAUCGGACCGAGAUAAUUAUAAUUGACGCGUGAUGGGAAGAAAAUGUGUCUCUGGGCGAUCUAUAUAUGCGUGUGAAUGAAGCGAAAAAAAGAAAUAAAAGGCACGAUGCUGGACGGAUGUCCGCCUGCCGCCGUUGCUCCACCCUCUCCUCCAAGCAAUCUCCUGGCACUCGAUCCGCCGAUCUCCGUAGAAUAAGGCCCGCGAUAAGAGAACGCCGAUAGAGGUUCCUAUUAGCGUUCCGCAAUCAAGAGAAAUCACGGCCUAUCGUGAGGAAUAAUCAUAUCGUCGAUUUUCGGUCGGUGUUCCUUGCAAAUCGGAUGUAAUCAUCGACAUUUGCUCAACUCGAUGUCCUCUUUGCACUUGCGAUCGGCAUCGAGCUAAGGGAAGAAAAAGCAUCAAAUUCGCCGCGCCGAUUGCGCCGGCACGUAUCAUUUUUGGUGGAUUUAGGAAGGAGUUAAGCUUUGGAAAAUGUGAUAUUAAUGUGAUGACAAAUGAGACUUAUUUUUGAUUGAUCGACUGCCACGCUUGAGGAACUUUAUUUUACGAUAUCGGAAUCGCGAGAUAUUUGUGUAACAAUGGUGUGAUAGUCGAUGUAAAAAGGAUUUUGUGAUUUAUAUAGCGGGAUAUCGGAUAUUUUGAAUCUGGAUCAGAUGAAUACGAAGCCAAAAUUCUAAAUGCGAAAUGUAAUAAUGAUCGAAUCAUCUACUGUACGAAACAUUUGUUGGGUAUUUAUUGGUAUUUUAUUUGAUAUAAAGUGGAAACUUAGAUUUGGAACUAAAGAACCAAGUGAAUGAAGACGAUAUUGCAGAUUACAUGGAGACGAAUAUUUAUAAUUAUAUCAUGAAUUCUAAGAUUAAAUUUGCGAUUAACUCAUCAAUAAUUUAAAAAUUAACGAUAUAUAAAAUUGAUUGGAGUUUCUUACGUGUUAAUAGAUUGUUGAUGUGAUUAUAAUUAACUUUUCGGCAUUUGUUUGUAUUCAGAAUUUAGGAAAAUAAUUUAAAUCGCUCUAAUGAAACUUUCUUAACUCGAAUACAAUAUUCCUUCUUCUUUCACUUGCUCGUUCGAUUGUAAAUUUUGCUCUUCACGGGCGUGAAGAGCCUAUCAAAUUUUACAAAAAAACGGGAGAGGGUGCGGCAUGUCCGCGUGGUGCGAUAAUGCACUGCGUGCGUUAUCGUUUUAUUUCUAUUUGUUUCGAGUCAGUCGUGUGGUGCUUGCGAGGAUUGUGUUUCCUGUGGAGGUUUACAAUUGACAACGAUAAUGUGACUUCGGCUACAUCGCUUACGUGAGUGCCAGAACGAUCGUAGAAUGACUGAAGGACGAUUCUUUGGCAAGUGUGUCUAGGCGUAUAAUUAGUCACAUUAAUGGUCACUCGAUUGCAGGCCUUGAGGUCUCGCCGCAUGGAAAAACAGAAAAACAGUAUAAUUAGUCGAAAGUCCUCACGGAAUUGCGAGGAUACCUUUUUCGACGAUCACGGGUUCUCGCAGUGCAUCGUGCACGGUGCAUCUUGCAGGAUCAAUUCGAUUGCAUAUCACUCAAGACAUUAAUGUGGCUGACUGUACCGAUGAGUGCAAGAGACAAGAUUAUACGAAUCGCCAAGCGACAGUGCCAUACAAUUAUCAAGUCAUUUCGACUGCUGUUUCUCACCGUUUGAUUUGGCUUUCUUCAGAGACGCGAGCUUCGAAAGAAUGCGAGAGAAGCGCUCGCGCCUCAUUCAGGAAUGCGUAUCUCGAGAGACGAAACGAAAUCCAAUCGGUGGAGAUUGCAAAUUGCUUCCUGUUUUCAUUUCUCAUGAUUUCCAUUUCUCUCAACACACAAAACAUGAUGGCCCGAAAAUAAAAUUCCAUUUGGAAUCUGUACACACACAGUGAUGCCAUUAUUACCAGUCGUCGCUCAAAUAUACAAGCACAACUGA
Messenger RNA from Ooceraea biroi (clonal raider ant), 11797 nucleotides. It is a transcript of the gene Fs(2)Ket, whose product is annotated as Importin subunit beta Fs(2)Ket. The record is from RefSeq and is a predicted model, not a curated record. Gene Ontology annotation, molecular function: small GTPase binding. NCBI's taxonomy places the organism in Eukaryota, Metazoa, Arthropoda, Insecta, Hymenoptera, Formicidae. Gene Ontology annotation, biological process: protein import into nucleus.